Molecule: messenger RNA, 486 nt
Organism: Oldenlandia corymbosa var. corymbosa
Lineage: Eukaryota; Viridiplantae; Streptophyta; Magnoliopsida; Gentianales; Rubiaceae
Source: the annotation of a GenBank genome assembly
AUGAAUUCAAAGGUAAGAGAAACACCAAGGCGCAGAACUUUGCAAGCAGGGAAGUGUAGUUCUGCCGAGAGAUUGGGAGACCAUGUGAUUGUACCAAGCCCUAAUCUCAAUAGGGAUGAGAGGCAUGAAGUGAGAACGCGCCUCCACAAUCCCAGAGAUAGCCGAAUCUUCAUCACCGAGUUCGGAUGGGAAUUCUUUCAGAGGCACUGGAACAGAAUCCCCAUCAUCGAGCGAAAGUGUUUCAACCAAGACCGCCCAUCGACGUACAUUGAUGAUAAGCAAUGGAGAGGUCUCUGCAACCCAACCACUCCACCAAGGAUGAGGGUUGUGCAAGAGCUCUACGCCUAUUUGACCGUUGUCAUGGGGCAGUUUGUGUAUGUUCGAGGAGUGACAAUGGAGAUCAGCAAACAAGCUAUUAGAGAGGUGUUGGGAUUGCCCGAAGUUGAAAACAAUUGGGAGGAAGCCAUUGAUCGUGUUCCUCCUUGA